Myzus persicae (green peach aphid) is the source of this 4120-nucleotide messenger RNA. Its product is annotated as putative fatty acyl-CoA reductase CG5065. The record is from RefSeq and is a predicted model, not a curated record. Gene Ontology annotation, molecular function: alcohol-forming very long-chain fatty acyl-CoA reductase (NADP+) activity. Lineage: Eukaryota; Metazoa; Arthropoda; Insecta; Hemiptera; Aphididae. Gene Ontology annotation, biological process: long-chain fatty-acyl-CoA metabolic process. The coding region runs from base 149 to 1696 and encodes 515 amino acids. The transcript has 9 exons. Gene Ontology annotation, cellular component: peroxisome.
CAUAAUUUAUCUUCAUUAGAGAAGUUUACGCGUAUAAGUUCAUAUUAUAUUAUUUUGCGUUUCGUUAAUCUCACCAUAAACCGCGAGUCUGGUAGAUAAAGUGCAAAAACCGACGCUUAUAGUUAAAAUUCUUUAAACCUGCCAACGCAUGUGGUUUCCACCCGAUGGGACGCUGAUUACUACUCAAACUGUCGAGUCCAAGAUGGAAAAAAGCGUUGUACCUCAGUUUUUUAACGGCCGGUCAGUAUUCGUCACUGGAAGUACGGGUCUUAUGGGAAAAGUGCUUGUCUGGAAACUGUUGUACAGUUGUCCUGGAAUAAAGAACAUUUUUGUGUUGAUAAGAUCGAAAAGAGGCAAGUCUGCUCUUUUGCGAUACCAAGAAAUCAUAAAAGCGCCGUUGUUUGAUUCCAUUAGGAAAACAAACAAAUCGCUGUUGUCCAAGUUGCAAGUGGUAUGCGGCGAUGUGGGUAUGGACGGGCUAGGCAUCACACAGGAGAUGAAGGAAAGGCUGAUAUCGGAAGUGUCGAUUGUUUUUCACGGAGCAGCUACGUUGAACUUGGACGCGUCACUGUCCGAGGCUAUAAACUUGAAUACAACCGGAACGCUACGCAUGCUCGAGUUAUGUUCCGAAAUGCAAAAUUUAGAGGCUUUUGUACAUUUCUCCACGGCGUUUUGUCACGUAGACCUGGACACGUUAGACGAGGAAGUGCACAAAUCGACUUUCGACGCAUACAACAUAAUGAGGUUACCGUCUUGGCUCAACGAAAACUCCAUCAAGAUGGUCACGCCUCAUUUGAUAAAUCCACAUCCGAACACUUACACGUUUUCUAAACGCCUGGCCGAAGAUGUUGUCGCCGAUUUUUAUCCCCAGCUUCCGGUCGUCAUCGCAAGGCCUUCAAUAGUGACGCCAGCGCUCAAGGAACCUCUGCCCGGCUGGGUGGACAAUCUGAACGGGCCCACAGGAAUAUUGGCAGCGGGCGGCAAGGGCGUGCUCCGGUCCGUACUUUGCAAUUCGGAAUAUACCGCCGAAGCCGUGCCAGUGGACUUUGCAAUAAACGCCGUGAUUGUAAUCGCGUGGAAAACGGCAAUCACCAAACAAAAGACCAACGUUGUUCCCGUGUAUAAUUUGACACAGCACAAUCUAAAUGCAAUGACUUGGGAAGCCGUUAUGGCCAAAGGCAGAGAAGAGACGAUGAAAAACCCUUUCGAGCUUAUGUUGUGGUAUCCCACAGGGUCGCUGACGUCCAGCCGAUUCAUUCACACUUAUAAAGUGAUAUGUUACCACUGGAUACCAGCCUACCUUAUCGACGGAAUUUUGUUUUUGCUCGGCCAAAAGCGUUUUAUGAUCAGAGUUCAGCAAAAGAUAUCGGACGGCCUUCGCGUUCUCCAAUAUUUCACGUUGCGCAAUUGGGACUUCACAAACGACCGAUUGUUGGCGCUCCGGGAUAGCCUGUCCGAAGUGGACCGAAAAACGUUCAGCAUAGAUUUCGAGAAAAUGGACAUGGAUGUUUAUUUCAGAAAUUGUAUUCUGGGCGCUCGUCAGUACUGCCUGAAGGAAGACCCUGCGUCCAUACCCAAGGCCAGAAAAACCCUGAAAGUACUUUACGUGUUGGACUUGGUGGUGAUAUACCUGAAGUACGCUCUUGUAGCCUGGCUGCUGUACAAGGUGUACGAAACGAUUUCUGCGAUCGUGUAAAUUUAGACGACGUUUUCUUGCGUGGUACAUUAUUAUUAUUAUUACCUUAUUACCUGUAUUGUUAUAAUUAUUCGAUAUAUCAUUCCCCGUAUUAUUAUCGUAUUUCUGCAGAUAUCCAAGUAAAGGUUGUUAUUUUCCUAUUUAUUUUUGGUCAAACAAAUCUGUCGGCUAUAUAAUAUUAUCGUAAUAUUAUAAUUUGCCACACUGUCAUAGUGUCAUUAUCCUUUCGUACCGUCUCCCUUGUUCGUAGACUUAAAGUCUUAAAACGUGUAAGUAAAAACUACAACUGCAAUUGCAGUGUCGCACGUCUGUUGACAUUUUCAAAACGACAGCCCUCUCGGCGCGUGCACGUGUAAGUGCCGUAGGGGUGAGUUUAUAUUAUUAUUAUUAUUAUGUUGUUGCAAUUGACACUUGCCAGAUUUCCAUGCGAGUUUUCGAUGGGUCACUUAAGUUAAUAUGGUACAAUCAACGUCGUCCGCACGCCGUUCGAACAUAAUUUUAAUAAAAUGUCCUCCCACAGCGGGAUGUCCGAUAUAAUAUUAAAUAUCAUGUUUUCAAUAAUCACUUCAUGAACGCCAUAGGAUAUUAGUAUAUUUCGAAUGAAUAUAAUUCAGGCACUCAUACUAGUUUAAGACAUAUAUAAUAUGUAACGCGUAGUUUUAGACAUAAAUUUGAAUAAAAAAUGUAGAGAUAUCUCAAGCAUUAUAUGGGCACAAAAUUCUUCACGGACGAUAUCUCAGCUCAAAACGGUUCGAAUUACGUAAUUUAUCGCUAAGGGGACAAAAUCCUCCAAAAAUAUUUCCAAUGCACACACGUUUUGUUAAUAAUAACUUUAAUUUCAAUCCAACGUAUUUAAAUAGUGGUUAUUGUAGUGUACCAUACAUAAUAUUAUGCAACCGUUAAAUCAUUUCAGUAAUUAUGACAAGUUAUGGAAGGAGUAAUGGGUGGUAUGUAAUGGUGUUGAAUUAUAUAUAAUAUAAUAUAACAUACUCUCCUUUGCAGAAGAUUUUUUUUACCUGAAAUGUUUUAGAGAUAUAUUUGUUAUUAUUGUUAUUGUUACAGUUACUAUAUUAUUAUUAUUAUCAGCUUUAUACUUGGUAGGUACUAUUAAGUAUUAUUAUUGUGUUUAAAUGUUUUUUUUUCACUUUAUGUCGAAAUUUUUUAAUCAUUUAUCGAUAUAUUAGGCAUUAUUAUUACGGUGGUUAACUGUAAUUUACCUUGAUAGUUUUUUUUAUUUUUCUGAUAUAAUACCCACUCGUUUUUACCUUUUUCAAAAAUGGUAGACUUUCAUUUUCCUGCAGUGCCUCGGUUGUUUCCUCCCCUCGGAAAUGACAAAAGCCUGUUUCGACUGCUUUGUAUCCCAUCCCUACAGCUGCCGCCACCACCACCAUCACCACCGCCACCCGUCUUCCACGCUGGUAGGAAAACGCGCCUCUUAAAAGUAUUUAAACGUAUUGUUCGUACAGAAGAAAGCAGACAUCACAAGUGCCUUUUAUAGUAUAGUACAACGCCGAGCUGCAUCUUUUGUUCGUCCGACCACUCGCUCCGGGCGGGCACUUACCACUCUGUCAAAUGUGAUAUUAUAGGAGAAAAUUGUCGACCAAAAAGUGAAAAAAAAUGUUUCUCCCCCCCGUAAGAGGAUCAAUAAAACGAAAAACAAAGAAUCGUCAAAUUUUUACAUAAAUCUGAUUCCGCGUACUGGUGUGUGGCGGCGGCGGCGUUACCAUCACGAGUCGUUUAUAUAAUAGAGUCUCUCGCAUGAUCGAUCACUGUGCAGCCCACAAAGCCACCCUGACGGUCAUAUUCGCGAUCUAUAUCUUUUGUUAGGUGUACUCUCUCUCUCUCUCUCUCACACACACACACACACACCCACUCAAACGCAGAUCUAUAUUUUUGUAAAUCAAAUCACGUCUGACGCUCGGCUUAAAGAAGAACGAUGAUAGUCUAUUACGGCUAAAUACCGCAUACGUGGUCAUUGUACCCUAUCUUUUACCGGAAUUGUUUCAUCGGUCCUUUAUUUGACCAUGUAUUAUAUUAUACGCAACACAUCACGCACGAAAUAUACACUUGGACGCGCACUCCAAUAAAUCGCACAUGAUUCGGUUUUAUACGCUUUUAUUAUUUCGCUCAACGAGAACAUAAUAUACGUUAUUAAUUUACUGUAUAGGUAUACUUAUUGCGGUCAUCGUCAAUAUUACAUUAUAUUAGGUACCUAUAUAAAUCAAUUCUGGCAGUGUUUAUAAUUUCUUGUAAUACUGUUUAUGAUUUAUGCAUAGUUUAUCUAGGUUAUAACCUUUUAUAAUACACAAUACUUUUACUUAAAUGGUUUUUAGACAUUUUGAGUUCAUGUCAAAGUAUAUUGUUAUGAUUAUGUGUGUUAUGUCUUAUGUGAUAUGCCCAAAGUAAUGAAAGUUGGUAUACCUA